Molecule: messenger RNA, 1630 nt
Organism: Drosophila subobscura
Lineage: Eukaryota; Metazoa; Arthropoda; Insecta; Diptera; Drosophilidae
Gene: Glut3
Product: glucose transporter type 3
Exons: 1
Coding region: 16-1605 (529 amino acids)
Biological process (GO): transmembrane transport
Cellular component (GO): membrane
Molecular function (GO): transmembrane transporter activity
Source: RefSeq, a predicted model, not a curated record
GAGAAGAUUAAAAUUAUGGUGCUUGGGUGGUCUGGCCAGAAGGAAGCUGGAACACAGCCUUCGUCGAAGAGAAACACCCUUGAAGCAGAGCCUGCAACGUCUCAGGCAGCAGAGACUCCGUCAGAUGACUCGCCACCUCCAGUUGAGCCCAACAUCAAACCAAUUUUAACCUCCGUGCCAUCUAGGAUCAGUGAUCUUACCAUGGGCGAAGACAAUACGGGUCAGUGUCUGGCAACGGUGAUUGGCAACAUUGGAACAUUUUGCUUUGGCAUCGCCAUUGGCUGGUCGGCACCGGCCAAGGCGCUGGUUAUGCACAACGACGCGUACAGCUUCACGCCCUCGAAGCAGGAGUGGACGUGGGUGUGCGCCCUGCUGACCCUUGGAGCGGCAACCUGGAGCAUUCCGAUGGGCCUGUUGAUGAAGAGUCAGGGCUGCAAGAGGGUCAUGAUCCUGCAGCUGGUGCCCAUCGGGCUGGGCUGGAGCAUGCUGAUAUUCGCCCAGAGUGUGAACAUGCUCUACGUGGGACGCUUUAUGCAGGGAAUGUGCGGUGGUGCGCUCUGCGUGGUGGUGCCCGUCUACACCGUCGAGAUCAGCCACAUCCGCCACCGUGGGGCGCUGGUCUCUGUCUUCCACGGCGCCUUCAUGCUGGGCGUGAUCUACAGCUACGCCAUAAGCCCGUUCCUGGACCUGUGGGUCAUCAACAUCGUCAACGUGGGGCUGCUGCUCCUCUGCCUGCUGCAGUUCCUCAUCCCCGAGUCACCCUCCUACUACUGCUCGCGCGGUAACUACUCCCAGGCCGAUAAGUGCCUGCGCUGGCUGCGUGGCAAGAAGUACGACACCCGCAAAGCGAUGCGACAGCUGACGAUCGAGGGAACGAGAAGCGAAAUUGCACUCCAGCAGAACAUUAUGCUGGGAUUCAAGCGCAAAAAGACGAGGCGCAGCCUUUGCCGGGCAUCGGCUCUGACCAUCAUGCAGACCCUGAGCGGCUCCACGGUCUUCAUCUUCUACUCGAUCAACAUCCUGCUCAGCUUGCACUUGAACUACGAGUGCUCUGCUGCCCUAGCGGUGGCCGAUGUUUGCGGCUUUCUUGUCUGCUUCAUGCUGGUGGACGUGGCCGGGCGCAGGCCACUCUUGAUCAUCACCUCGCUCGUGACCUUCGUCUGCACCAUAUACACGGGGAUCUGCUUCCAGCUGCAGCUGAUAACCGACCAUGAGAACAGCGUCUCGUGGGCCUCCCUGGUUUCCAUGUCCUUGUGCUCGCUCGCCUACACCGCAGGCCUUGGCCCGCUGACUUGGCUGAUCAAUGUGGAGCUCUUCGUGACGCCAAUGCGGCCUCUGGGUUGCUCCCUCAGUGCCACCUUCAACUGGCUGACCGCAUUCGCUGUGGUCAUGUGGUACGGAUCUGGCCCUGAGUACCGGCUCGCCAAGCCGGGCGUCUUCUUUCUGAUGGCCACCGUCUCGCUGCUCGUCUGCAUUUACGGUAUCAUAUUUUUGCCCGAAACCAAGGGGCUGACGACCCACAGGAUCCAGCAGAAGCUUGGGGGCUUUAUGAACCAGAGGAACGUGCCAUCCAUCGAUUCCAGCAGCGACGAGUCUGACUAUUGAGUCAUAUUAUGUCUGCCAAUAAAUC